AAUCAACAAGAUUGGCCAAUGGAAUGAAAGCAUGUGUUUAUCUGAAAAGCUAAAAGCAAUCCUGUAAGUCCUCUGUUAGGGGAAUUCAGUGGAGAGGAUGGAGACAUGUGAAUAUGGAGCUCUCAUUGAGAAAUUCACACUGCAACCAAUUUGCUCUUCUUCAGAGCAACUCCCCUUAAAUGGCUUAACCUUUGCCGUGAAAGACAUAUUUGAUGUGGAAGGACAUAUCACUGGUUUUGGAAAUCCAGACUGGGCCAAGACCCAUUCUGCGGCAACAUCUACUGCAACAACUGUGCUCGCUCUUUUGAAGGCUGGUGCUACUUGUAUUGGUAAAACUGUCAUGGAUGAAAUGGCUUACAGCAUAAAUGGUGAAAAUGUUCAUUAUGGCACGCCUGUGAAUCCUGUUUCACCAGAUCGGGUACCUGGAGGGUCUUCAAGUGGAUCUGCAGUUGCAGUCGGUGCAAAACUUGUAGAUUUCUCCUUAGGGACUGACACUGGAGGAAGUGUUAGAGUUCCUGCAUCAUAUUGUGGAAUUUAUGGUAUUCGACCUUCUCAUGGAGUUGUUUCAACUGUCGGAGUCACACCUAUGGCACAAAGCUUUGAUACAGUGGGGUGGUUUGCAAGGGAUCCUCUGAUCUUAAAGCAAGUUGGAAGAGUCCUACUUCAAUCUCCCCAAAUGAAUUCCGUGCGUCCAACUAACAUUAUCAUUGCAGAAGACUGUUUUAAGCUCCUGGAUUCCAAGAGUAACCAAUUGAUUGAAGUACUUGUUAACUCAGUGGAGAAGUUAUAUGGAAGUCAUAUGAUUAAAUACGUGAGUGUCGGGGAUUACAUUGAGGGAAAUGUUCCAAGUUUGAAGAAAUUCAUGACGCCUGGAACUGGCAAUGAUGAAUCUUACAUUCCAUCCUUGCUAGGUCUCUCAGCUGCCAUGCGGUUGCUUCAAAGGUAUGAAUUCAAGGAGAAUCAUGGAGAAUGGGUUAGUACAGUCAAGCCUAGUUUAGGUCCAGGAAUAGCAGAACGCGUAUGGGAAGCACUGAAGGCCACAGAUGAAAAUAUUGAUGUGUGCCACUCUGUGAAGGCUGAGCUUCGAGCAGCUCUCACUGCUCUCCUUGGGGAUUCUGGUAUACUUGCAAUCCCAACUGUUCCUGGACCUCCACCAAAACUAAGAAGUGAGACAAGUGCAUUGGAAGGAUUUCGUGUUAAAGCUUUUAGUCUGUUAUCAAUUGCUGGAGUAUCUGGAUUUUGCCAGGUCAGCAUACCUCUGGGGAUGCAAGACAAUCUUCCUAUAUCAGUUUCUUUACUGGGAAAACAUGGUUCAGACUGGUUGCUGCUAGAUGCUGUUGAGGCUAUUCACAAUGUUCUCAAGAUUUAACUGUGAAAAUUUGUAUCAAAAUGUAACUUACAGCUCUUGUUUCAUGUUAAUUUAAUUUACGUGCAACACUUUCCAUUUUAGCAUAUCUUUCUAUAUUAUGAACAAUCUUAAUUUAAAAUUUCU
Molecule: messenger RNA, 1492 nt
Organism: Nicotiana attenuata
Lineage: Eukaryota; Viridiplantae; Streptophyta; Magnoliopsida; Solanales; Solanaceae
Product: amidase 1
Exons: 9
Coding region: 98-1369 (423 amino acids)
Source: RefSeq, a predicted model, not a curated record